GUUUUGAAAACGAAAUCUGAUGUUGUGCCAGCACUAUUACACGUGCAUCCAACUUUUUUAAAUUAUUUUGGGUUUUUAUUAAACAAAACAUUGAAAUAUGUCGCUUUUACGCAUCAGGAAACCAAAAACUCGCAAGGGAAAGAAAGUGCUGCUGGCUAGGGAGCCGCAGUUAAUUGAAUCUGCCCGGACAAUGCUCUUUCUUGACGGACGUAAAUGCGGCGGCAUUGUCAAGCUGUGUAUGAAGGAUCUUCAAGCGCUAAAGAAGCCCCUGAUAAAAGUACUGAACCGAAAGAACGAUAUAACACCCUUUGACGAUCCUUCGUCCUUGGAGUUCUUGACUAUGAAGAACGAUGCGUCGCUGUUUUCUUUUGGAUCCACAUCGAAGAAGCGUCCUGACAACAUCAUCUUAGGCAGGAUUUUCGAGAACGAAGUGCUAGACAUGUUCGAGUUGGGCAUCAAGAGGUAUCAAGCCAUUUCAGAGUUCAAAAACGAGAAGAUUGGCACCUGCGUCAAGCCGUGCCUUGUCUUCAACGGACCCCAGUGGUCGCAGACAGAGGAGCUGCGGCGACUUCGCAACCUCUUCAUCGACACCUUCCAGCGGGAGAAGGUAGACUCUAUUCGCCUACAGGGUAUCGAGCACGUCCUCAGCUUCACGGUAACCGAAGACAUGAACAUCCUAAUGCGCUCAUACAGGAUCCUGCUGAAGAAAUCGGGACAGCGGACGCCUCGCAUCGAGUUGGAGGAGAUCGGACCUUCAGCCGACUUUGCAAUAAGGCGGACAAAGAUCGCCAGCGAGGAUCUGUACAAACAGGCGCGCAAACAGCCUAAGCAGCUGAAGGCCGGUAAGAAGAAGAACAUUAGCACCGAUGCCUUGGGCAACACCAAGGGACGCGUACAUCUGGGCAAGCAGCAGACAGGAUCGAUUCAGACGAGACGCGUCAAGGCGCUGCGAAAGACCCCCGAGGAGAAGAAGGAGAAUCGGCAGCGGAAGAAAGUAGCGCUGAAGGCAGCCGCUGCCGAAGCUCUUGCAGCCUCGCAAUGAUUGCAUUUCAUUAAUAGUUAGCUUUAGUUUUAAUAAAUUGGUCCAGAUUAAAGUAGCGUAA
Molecule: messenger RNA, 1103 nt
Organism: Drosophila serrata
Lineage: Eukaryota; Metazoa; Arthropoda; Insecta; Diptera; Drosophilidae
Gene: Non3
Product: Ribosome production factor 2-like protein Non3
Biological process (GO): ribosomal large subunit assembly; maturation of LSU-rRNA from tricistronic rRNA transcript (SSU-rRNA, 5.8S rRNA, LSU-rRNA)
Cellular component (GO): nucleolus
Molecular function (GO): rRNA binding
Source: RefSeq, a predicted model, not a curated record